Teleopsis dalmanni is the source of this 654-nucleotide messenger RNA. Its product is annotated as histone H3.3 type c-like. The transcript has a single exon. NCBI's taxonomy places the organism in Eukaryota, Metazoa, Arthropoda, Insecta, Diptera, Diopsidae. The record is from RefSeq and is a predicted model, not a curated record. Gene Ontology annotation, molecular function: DNA binding; protein heterodimerization activity; structural constituent of chromatin. The coding region runs from base 1 to 654 and encodes 217 amino acids. Gene Ontology annotation, cellular component: nucleosome.
AUGAGGCGUCAUAAUAAACCGGGACCAAAGUCUCGUACAAAAACAGUUUCAAUGGAUUUGGGUGAUACCGACACGGAUAACACAAGCAGUUUUUCGUCUGAUUUCCAGUCGCCGGAGAGAGCGUCUAGUCGAAUUCUAAAUGCAUCCCAAAGUAGAAGCAAUAUAUCUGUGCCCGCUGCAAGGAGGCUAUCACCUAGAAAGUCGGCCACAAAUCUUCAAAGCCAACAAUCUACAAUAACGAAGCCAACAGCAAGAAAAUCGACUGCAAGAAAUCAAAGUCAACAAUCAACAACGUCGAGAAGUGCUGCGGCUUCAAACGCGAGGGUAGAGUCUAGUCUGAAUAGAAGAUCACGUAAAAGAAAUGCCCCUACUAAAUGUAUACAAGAUAUUGUGAGGUUGCAACAAACCGUGAACUUAUUGAUACCAAGGCUACCGUUUGGUCGUAUCGUCCGGGAAAUAAUGAUGGAAUGCUCCUCCUCUGUUGAUCGGAUAACGAAGGAAGCGCUAGAAGCUUUGCAAACAGCAGCCGAAAUGUACAUGGUUUCAAUAUGUUCGGAUGCGUACUUAUUGACGUUACAUCGAAAUCGUGUUACACUUAUGGUUAAAGAUGUAGAAUUAGUUAGUUUUUUACGCUCGAGUAUGAAUGUUUUGUAA